GGUGCGUCCACAUAGACGAGCGAGGAUGAGAUGCUUAUCGGUGGCCUGAGCUCUGUGGAUCAGAUCGGUGAGGUUCCACCAGCUGCAAUGACAAUUUCAAAAGUAAUUCUUCUGCUCCUGGCGGCAAGUGAAGCAAGUUGGGAUGUGCAUGUGGUCUCCAUGGAUGUGAAGUCAGCGGCAAAACUGCUUUAACUGAUGAUGCGAUAAAGGGAUGAUAUAUGAACCUGCCCGAUGUAGCCAAAACUAGAGCUGGACUUUCUCCACUGCAACCUCCUCCCUUCCUCCCAUGCACCCUCCCCCUCUCGCUUAAUCUCUCCCUCCCCCUCUCGCUCUCUCUCUCCACACACUCUCUCAGAUGAACACACGCAGAGAAGAGGAAAAGCCAGAGAGGAGAACUGCAGCAGCACGAUGGGGAUAUUCUGCCUGCGUGGGCUCCGCCGCUGAGGCGUCCGGAGUUCGGCUACAGUGCGCGUGCGUGAGUGUGUGCGCGUGCGAGUGUGUGUGUGUGUGUGUGCGUGCGUGCGUGUGUGUGCGCGAGAGCCGCUGCCAUCGGCACGAGGAGAAAAAGGGGGGUGGGGGGUGGGGGGACGGUGGCAGCGAGGAGGAGAAGCGAGGAGGGAGCGUGGACUCUGACAGGGGCUUAGAGGAACAUCACACCACUGGAUCAGAGGACGCCGAUGUGCAGCAACUACCCGAAGUACUGCCGCCGCCGCCGCCCGUCGGCGAACUUCUGCCAUGGCAUAGCUCGCCUCCAACCCGCCGAGGAAAUGGGCACGCACGGGCACAGCCGGGGACCUGGGCUAUCACAUCCUUCGCGUCAGUAAUUCACAGUCUGAGGAAACAUGGUGAGCAAGGAGGGUGGCAAAUGCAUGCUCACCAACUCAGAGUCUGACUCGGAGGCGGCGCCCCCGCCCUCCACUUCGCUGGCACUGGAGGUGAAGUAUUCCUUGGAAGCCAAUCGACAGGUGAGGAAGAGGAACAAGGCCCUGCAAGUGCGUUUCAAGGAUAUCUGCGAGGCCCAGAACGAGCAGAGGGAGGCGGGGCUGCAGGCGGGGAAGGGCGGCAAGCCGGUCUCCUACAAAGUGGCGUACCGGAAGUACAUGACCGUCCCCGCUCGCAGGUCCAUUCCAAAUGUCACGAGGAGCACGGGCGUGCAGACCUCACCUGACCUGAAGAAGCGCUACCAGACAUUCCCGUUCGAGCGAAAGAAAGGCCACACUUUUAAACACGUGGUGGCCGUGGAAACUUAUAAAGGUCAGAACAACGGCUUUGUCAUGGAGGUGAAACAGUCCAAGGGUGCCGAGCAGGGCUUCGAUGACGAGGAGGAGGAGGGAGCCUGCAGAGGGAGCGGAGUCCGGAGGACCAGGGCUCUGCUCCAUACUAAUGAGUGCGUUGCCACAGUGGAGCAGCACACUGCACCUGAUGGCCUAUGCUCUGACGCUCUGCUGCUCAGUUGCUCUGCAGACACAGACUGCCUUGCGGACGCACAGAGGGGAGCACAGGCGGAGUACCAGCUCUGCAGUGCCCCAUCCAAAGCCAGGACAGGAUUACAACACAGGGAGGGCGAUGCCGACCGCUCGGCUAAGAGGCAGCUGCUGAACCUGGAAGGGGGCUUUUCUCGGACCCUGCCGGACAGGGCCUCCAAGGUGACGGGCCCCAUCGCCUGGAACUCCCUGACCCAGGUGGAGUGCCUGGACAGUCCGUCGGUGCGGAGCAAGAGGAAGAAGGGCCUGCAGCUGAACGGGCUGCAGAGUGAGACGCUGCCGCGUUCCAGCGCGGGCUGCACCACGCAGGCGCAGUGCCACACGGGACAGCUUUCCGCCCGGCCUCUGCGGGGCAUGGAGGAGCCGCUGUCCCCGUGCAGGGGCGUCGAGGCCGGCGGGGCGCCGCCGGACCACGCGCAGGAGGCCUGUAAGCAAAUUGUGCCUAUGAAUCAGGACGGGGAUGUUAAAGCACAGCUCCAGGCCAUGGAAAGUCUCAUCAGCUCUAGCCAAGAAACGAUCAAGGUGCUGCUGGGGGUCAUCCAGGAACUGGAGAAGGGGGAGGCCCACAGAGAGGGACUCUCCUAUCGAACCGGACAGGACACAGCCAACUGUGACACAUGCCGGAACAGCGCAUGCAUUAUUUACAGUGUGGAGCUGGACUUCAAGCUGCAGGAGGACAAGCUGCAGCCGCUGAUGAAGAGGCUUUGCCCCACGGACGACGCCCACUUCGCCUCCCUGCCUUACCCCCAGGAGGCCUUCACCUCCACCCCCAAGCGCAAGUCCAAAGCGGACUCCAAAAAGCACGCCCGCUGGAAACUCUGGUUCCUCUGAAGGAGCAGGAUGUCGCGUCCCCGCCACACGCACGGGAUUUAUGCAUCCAUGCGCUUGUCCUUAUUUGUUUGAUUUAAAUAUCACCAUCUGCCGCGUCGCAUCCUCUUUGGCUCUCCGCGGACCUCAUUGCCAGUGAUAAUGGAGUUCUUCACCUUUGAAUACUAAACCCCUCGUCAGAGAUGAAGGGAUAUAUAUUGGAACACAAGUGUGGAUUUCGGAGGAAAAUUCAAAAUGUCACGCUCACCAGAAACGGAUUUAGAGUUAUUUUGAACUAAUUUCUUCAAACGGGGUGUGAAAUUACCCCAGGACAACAUAUGUGAGGAUCAGCAAGGUGAGAAGACAAAUUUGAUGUCCCCGUGUCUAUUUGCAUAUAUUUUUCUAGCCGACAUCGGCGGAGUCCUAUUCUAUGGUAAUGAUUCAGCAACUGUCACGUUUCUGUUCCGCAGCUGGGACUCUGUCUUUCAUCGCAGCCUCCAGGAGAGGCUGGCGCGUCAACAGCAUAUCACUGUACUGCAAAGCACAAUUAACAAUGUUCAGGACACAUUUUCUCUGAAAUAAUUGAAAAGAACUAUUUUGCGAAUUAACUCACGGUAGAUCACCUGUUAAGUACAACAGAAGACUUUGGUAACUACUACAGAGGAAACCUAAGAAGGACAGAUGCGAACAGAGUCAGACAUGUUUGACGUAGUUCUAUAUGAUCCACAGAUGUGUCUCCUUGAACUGACUUUGAAGAAAAAAAUGAAUAUCACAUAUUUUCUUAUUUAACAUUUGAAAAGUUAAACAUCAAUGUACUUUUUUCUAUAAAUAUGAAUAUAAAUCUAUACAUACAUUCA
This is a messenger RNA of Betta splendens (Siamese fighting fish), 3148 nucleotides long. RefSeq names its product inhibitory synaptic factor 2A. Gene Ontology annotation, biological process: inhibitory postsynaptic potential. Gene Ontology annotation, cellular component: postsynaptic density. Bases 843 to 2315 code for a protein of 490 amino acids. The record is from RefSeq and is a predicted model, not a curated record. Lineage: Eukaryota; Metazoa; Chordata; Actinopteri; Anabantiformes; Osphronemidae. The transcript has 4 exons.